AUGGAACAAUAACUUUACUAGUGGUCUAGAAAUAUCAAGAAAUAAGCCCACAAAGGCUUGCAGUACUUAGACUAAGCAAAUGAUUGUAUAAAGGAUAAUACCGACUAAUAAAAGAACAAAUUGAAGGUUCUAAUAAAUUAAAAUUUAGGAAAGGGAAAGCGAAUGGAUUUUCUGAUUUUGCUUAAGAAAUGGAUAGAAGAAGUAUUAACAUUUAAAUAUCUACUGAUAGAUGUCUAAUCUUUUAAAAGCAUACUUGCAGAAUUAGCAUAAAUUAGAAAUGUUAAAUUGGAUUGUAAUCAUCUGGAAUAAUCAACAUAAAAAAAGAUGCUAUAAGAUAUACCCAUACCUUAAUCAUUUACUUGUGUUAUAUCUUAUGAAAUUAUGAAUGAACCUAUUCUAUUUAAUACUGGUCAAACUUAUGAAAAAAAUGCCACUCUUAAUAAAUUAAAUAGAAUGAGAGCAAAUCAUUCCAUAAAUGCAAGAUUAAAUCUUUAAUUACUUUAAGGAAUAAAUGAAUUAAAAAAAUAUGGGUGGAUUGGAAUAGAAUAAGAAGAAGACUACAAAGAAAUAAAGUUUGAAUGA
Molecule: messenger RNA, 582 nt
Organism: Paramecium tetraurelia
Lineage: Eukaryota; Ciliophora; Oligohymenophorea; Peniculida; Parameciidae
Exons: 4
Biological process (GO): cellular response to misfolded protein; protein quality control for misfolded or incompletely synthesized proteins; proteasome-mediated ubiquitin-dependent protein catabolic process
Cellular component (GO): cytoplasm
Molecular function (GO): ubiquitin protein ligase activity; protein-folding chaperone binding
Source: RefSeq, a predicted model, not a curated record